UCGCGCAGGACGGUCACGCACGCAGCAGCUCGAGCUCUUAAACGCUUUGACCUCGCUCUGCGCUUAACCCUGCUUUUGUUCACAGCUCUUACACCCAAACUAAAAGAGUUAGAUCCGAUUUUCUUAUAUAUAUAUAUUUUAGUGCAGGUUCGGGUUUUCUGGAGUGUUUGAGCAUCGAGACGAAGAAGAAAAGAAAAGAGAGAAAAGAGGAAAAGUUCUCUCUCUCUCUCUCUCUCUCUCUCUCUCUCUCUCUCUCUCUCUCUCUCUCUCUGCUUUAGCCGGCUAACGGAGGAGGAAGGAUGGAGAGUGUGCAGAGUGUGCGCGUGCUUCUGGGCGCCGUGCUGUGCGUGCUACUGAGCCGCUCGCGCCUACCGUCGGCGGAGGCCUCGCGCAUGAAGUCCGGGGCCGCGCUGCCCAUCCAGCCCGAGAGAGAACCGGUUCCGUCCAAAGGAGUGUCCGGAUGCUCAUUCGGAGGGAGGUUUUAUUCUCUGGAGGACACGUGGCAUCCAGACCUGGGGGAUCCUUUUGGAGUUAUGCACUGUGUCAUGUGUCACUGUGAGCCACAGAGGAGUCGACGCGGGAAAGUGUUCGGAAAGGUGAGCUGUAAGAACAUAAAGCAGGACUGUCCCGAACCCAGCUGUGAUGAACCGGUCCUGCUGCCAGGACACUGCUGUAAAACAUGCCCUAAAGGUGAAUCAGACAGGAAGUCCACAGAGAUACUUUUCGAUGGUUUUGAGUUUUUGCAGGACAAAGACGACGACCUUCACAAGUCCUACAACGACAGAUCAUAUCUCAGCUCAGAGCACAUGAACGGAGACAGCAAGACAGAUUUCGUGGCGUUGUUGACCGGCGUGACGGAUUCGUGGUUGCCAAGUUCCAGUGGAGUCGCGCGAGCUCGCUUCACAUUGACCAAGACCACCCUCGCUUUCUCCAUCACAUACCAGAGGAUCAACCGACCAAGUGUUAUCAUGUUUCUUGACUCGGAGGGAAACACAGCCUUCCAGUUCACAGUUCCACGAGGCGACUCAGACAUGAUCUGUGGCAUCUGGAGGAGCCUACCCAGAUCUCACAUGCGUCAGCUUCAGGACGAGCAGCUUCGCGUGUCCAUGAUGGUGACGGACGGCAGGCGAGAGGAGAUUCAGGGCAAAAUCAUCAAACACAGAGCCCUGUUCGCAGAGACGUUCAGCGCCACACUGACAUCGGAGGAGGAGAAUUCCGAGAUGGGAGGAAUCGCCAUGGUGACGCUGAGCGACACCGAGAACAACCUGCACUUCGUCCUGCUCAUGAGGGGCAUCGUCCAGGCUCCAGACAGUGCAUCGCCGCUCGUGCCCAUCCGAGUCAGACUGCAGUAUCGGCAACACACACUGCGGGAGAUCCACGCUAACGUUACUGCUCACGAUGCUGACUUUGCCGAGGUUCUGUCAGACCUGAACAGUCGCGAGCUCUUCUGGCUCUCACGUGGGCAGCUGCAGAUUGUCGUGGAAACGCAAGGCCACGACCCCAGGCACAUCUCAGGCUACAUCACUGGCAAGAGAUCAUGUGACACACUACAGAGCGUGAUGUCCAGCGGCGAUGCUUUGACCCCUGGGAAAACAGGUGGAGUCGGGUCAGCCAUCUUUAAUCUCCAUGACAAUGGCACCCUUGACUACCAGGUCCAGGUGGAGGGCGUGUCCAGCACGGUGGUGGGCGUGACCAUCGAGAUGAAGCCACGGAGACGGAGCAAGCGCAGCGUGCUGUACGACGUGACGGGCGAGUUUGUGGUGAGCGGGAGUGGCGGGCGGGCCGUCGGCUCGUACGGACGCAUGGAGGCGCGGCACGUUCACAUGCUGCUGCAGAACGAGCUGUUUAUCAACAUCGGCACGACGGAGAACCCCGAGGGGGAACUGCGGGGACAGAUCCGCACGCUGCUGUACAACGGCCUGGAGUCCCACCGACAUGAGCUGCCGUUCGCUCUGGCCGGUCAGUUCGUGUCUCCGCCCGUGAGGACAGGAGCAGCUGGACAUGCGUGGGUGACGGUGGACAAGCACUGCCACCUGCACUAUGAGAUCGUAGUGAACGGGUUGGGGAAAGGAGACGAGGCCACGGUGAACGCUCACCUGCACGGCCUGGCUGAGAUCGGAGAGAUGGACGAGUCGGCUCACGCCGGUCCCAAACGCCUACUCACCGGCUUCUACGGAGAACAGGCUCAGGGGGUUUUGAAGGAUCUGAGCAUUGAGCUGUUACAGCAUUUGGACAAAGGCACGGCAUUCAUCCAAGUCAGCACCAAGAUGAAUCCUCAGGGAGAAAUACGGGGGCGAAUCCAUGUCCCGAACAGCUGUGAGCACGGCUCCCGGGCCGAGGCCGUGGUCGACGAGGCCGAGUUUGACGACGUGGUGUUCGUGCGUGAUCCCGAAGCCUUCAAGAAAGAUCCACUGGCGUGUUUCUUCGAAGGCGAACGUCACGCUCACGGCUCACGCUGGACGCCGCACUACAACUCCUGCUUCACCUGCACGUGCCAGAAAAAGACGGUUAUCUGUGACCCGGUCAUGUGUCCUGCGCUGACGUGUCCUCACACCUACCAGCCUGAGGACAAGUGCUGCCCCGAGUGCGACGAGAGGAAAGUGCCAAGGGAGCUCACAUCUGCAGAGAAAGUUGAGGAGCAUCCAGAAGGGUGUUAUUUUGAAGGCGAUCAGAAGAUGCACGCGCCUGGAACUGUGUGGCACCCGUUCGUGCCGCCUUUCGGCUACAUCAAGUGCGCUGUGUGCACCUGCAAGGGCUCGACUGGAGAAGUGCACUGCGAGAAAGUCACCUGUCCGCCGCUCACCUGCAGCCGACCAAUCAGACGCAACCCCUCGGACUGCUGUAAGGAGUGCCCGGCUGAGGACACACCCCUCCUGGAGGAAGGUGAGAUGAUGCAGGGGGACGGGCCACGACACUGCAAGUUCGGCAAAAACUACUAUCAGAACAGCGAGAACUGGCAUCCUCGCGUGCCACUGGUUGGGGAGAUGAAGUGCAUCACAUGCUGGUGUGACCACGGCAUCACAAAGUGUCAGAGGAAACAGUGCCCACUAUUGAGCUGCAGCAAUAUUACACGAAGAGAGGGCAAGUGCUGCCCUGAGUGUGCAGAUGAUUUCACCAAAGAAGAAGAAAUGAAGAUGGAGGAGAAAAAGAAGAGCUGGAGGCACUGAUCUGCAUGUCCGGUCCCAUUUAUUUUUUCGUCCUCAGCCCCGUCUAUCCAUCCUCCCGUCCGUCAGUCUGUCUCCCUCUCUCGAGUGGGCCGCUGGCGAACUGUUCGAGAAGUGACAGAAACACGAGCGGAGAAAGAGAGAAAGGGAAAACAUGCGAAUAAACAAGCAAGUGAGGCAGAACAAGAGCCUCUGAGGGAAAAAUGUUGAAGGAGAAGGAACAAAAGGAACGAAGGGAAAAGGACCGGGCUGCUGUGCUGGAUAAAAUUCCUUCGUGACUGACUUUUAAAAAAAAUUUUAUGCUUUUUUUUUUUUUUUUUUUUUUUUGCUUUACUUUUGGAAUUUUUUUCUUUUUUGGACUUGGAGCAAACUUCAAACAGAGACACACAUGCUAUACAUUUUCUUGACGAUGGGUGGUAUGAUGUGUGUGUGUGUGUGUGUGUGUGUGUGUGUGUGUGUGUGUGUGUGUGCAUGAGAGAGAGAGAGAGAGUGCGCAAGAGCGCUUGUGUGUUAAAUUGGCGAGGUGCAGACAGCCAUAAACUCAUUGGGUGGCAAUGAGUGAAUGUAAAACACACACAUGUGCCCACACACACACACACACACACACACAUUCCAAUAUGCGUCCACAAAUUCAACAUCAUGUUGUAUUUCUACCGUGUUCAUCAUCUUUAUACUAUCUGAAUAUGCAAAUUCCAGUAUCAUCUCAGCCAAUCUCAGCUGUCUCAUAUUAUUCUAUUACAAAGUGCCUGAUUGGAGAUUUUGCUCCUCGAUUGGAAAGAAUUGACUGAUUAAAGGGCUGAGCUCCGAGUUUGUUCAUAUUGGCUUCGCCCAUUUGUGUUGCACCCGAUGUUGUUGCCUGUCUGUUUUGUUUUUCAACUCUUUUGUGUAAUAUUUUAUGAUUAAUUGCUGUCUGAUUAUUAUGAUGAAUAUUGUAUUUCAUAUUUAUUGAGUGCGCUGGGAAAAAAAAAAUUCAAUAAAAGUGUUCUUUAUAAGAA
This is a messenger RNA of Ictalurus punctatus (channel catfish), 4159 nucleotides long. RefSeq names its product chordin (gene chrd). The transcript is spliced from 20 exons. The record is from RefSeq and is a predicted model, not a curated record. Bases 300 to 3167 code for a protein of 955 amino acids. Gene Ontology annotation, biological process: multicellular organism development. NCBI's taxonomy places the organism in Eukaryota, Metazoa, Chordata, Actinopteri, Siluriformes, Ictaluridae. Gene Ontology annotation, molecular function: protein binding.